Molecule: messenger RNA, 327 nt
Organism: Arctia plantaginis
Lineage: Eukaryota; Metazoa; Arthropoda; Insecta; Lepidoptera; Erebidae
Source: the annotation of a GenBank genome assembly
AUGUCAGAACCCUCAAUAAUACAAGGACACUCUAAAGACGAGCCGCCGUCAAAAAUACCUGAAUCCGUAAGGAAAAUCAUAUCGAUGGAAAAAGAAAACGAAACAAACUCCAACCGGAAAUCUAGGAUUGAUCUAAAUGCGCUCCCCACUCGCCAGUACCUUGACCAGACCGUAGUGCCAAUAUUAUUGCAAGGGCUUUCAUCAUUAGCCAAGGAAAGACCACCAGACCCUAUCAAUUAUUUAGCAGCAUAUCUACUGAAGAAUAAAAGUACAUUCGAGAGCAACAAUACUCCCACCAACAACCCACCUCCAAACCCACAAUCCUAA